This is a messenger RNA of Chilo suppressalis (striped riceborer), 5667 nucleotides long. NCBI's taxonomy places the organism in Eukaryota, Metazoa, Arthropoda, Insecta, Lepidoptera, Crambidae. The record is from the annotation of a GenBank genome assembly.
GAUCUAUCAGAACAAAAAUAUUAAGCUUGUUGAUCGGAGUGAGCAGAAGACAUUGUUUGUUCAAAUUAUAACUUCUGAUACUACUCAUAAUUUUUACUAUAAGAAUGAAAAUAGACAAAGGCAAGUUUCUAUAUCAUUCUGCGAUAGAAUAUGGUGAUCAUCAUUGGGAUCUCUCAGAUUAUUUUUGUAUUAACUUGUUUUAAUUGAGUAAAAGUCAUACAAACCUGUUCUUGAUGGCCAUUGUAAUGUUGUUGUUGCAUGUUCUGUGGAGCACUCAUUUCGAACACUGAAUGCUGGCCCAUGACGGGCGUAUGCCACUGAGCACUCUCACCAUAUUCGCCGCCACCGUUUUGAUCUUGUGGUAUGGCUACUAUGAUCGCCUCCUUGCUGUCUACACUCCGGCGUUCCACAGACAGCAGCGAGUGCAGAACCUCACUCGCCUCCUUCUCAGCAGGAUUCACCACUUCCAUUUUUUCAAACGACAUGUUCACCGCUCCACGCUCGCUACAACCGAUCGUUCACGUCAAAUCACAUGUAUACAUACGUGUAUGUACAAAGGCGACACCUCAAACCCGCCCAGAAUUCUAUAAAAUCGCACAACCCCAAGACACAAUACGAGAAAACCGCGGAGAACUUUUCAAAUUCAUGUAAAUAAACAUAACAAAAACCGCGCAAUUAUUAACCUUAAUCGCAUUUUUUAAGUUUCAUUAUCGCAUAGCGGAUCGAACUCCUGUGGAAUAUUGGGCCAUAUAGUCAUAGCAAAGGAAGAAUAAAACUCACCUUUUACACCUUAUUUCGGAGACUGGGAUACUUAAAAACGUAUCCCCACGGUCCGUUAUCGUAUGUGGUUUAUUUUAUUUCACUUAAUUUCGACAUUGCAGUCAUAAUUAAAGAGAAAUGCACAAAUUUUUCACUGAAUUCACGGAAGCAAUAUGGCGAUACACUUUCCGUGAAUAAAAUCGGAGGACGCCGUAGAACAUGUAAUUAGUACAGUGCGCCGCCGCAGUGGCGCUAGCAUCGCAUUUCCGAUCGAACGACACAGGCCGACUGUGUUGGCGGUAUUUUUGAAUAGAUCGUGGUAGUAAAGGUAGUACAACAGAAUAGUAAGUAAAUAUUAUGAUAUUUAAAGUUCAUUUUAUAGAAAAAUCGUAAGAGUGAGUUAAUAUUAUUUUAUAUACGUUUGCCUGCCUAUACAAUACAAAAUCUAGUUAAGAAAAAUAUAACGGAUUAUUUUCUACAUAUUGACAAUACUGUAAACCUUUAUUACAUAAAUGAUAAUAGUCUUCACUUGUACGUAUUCACCAUCUGUCAAGUUGGCCUGUCGCCUGUCCGAUGUGGAAAAUAACGUAAACGUAAUUUCUUUAAAUAAUAUUUUAAAAGUGCAAUAAAAAUACCUACAUUAGUCACAUUCAAAGGGAUGCGAUGGUGAAAUAUAAUAGCGGUGAUAAAAAGAGGGUCGGCAGCGAAGUGGAAAGCUUAUUCAUAUACCUACCUACUAUGAAACUGAUCUUCUCGUAUUCUUUUUAAUACUUACAUUUAUAAUAAUGAUGGCAUAUAACGAAUGACCAUUUAUUUCAUAAUAAAUAAAACAGCACGGAAUACUCUACUUUAUAGAGUAGAUACUUUGUAUAAUAGGUACAUAAAUAUAAAUUACCUUUUAAAUAUACCUACACAUGGGACCUAAAACAAAACUCGAUCAACCAACGCAUUUCCUCUUUAAGAUAUCCGUCCGCUAACUUCCGAGGACAACGUCCUGGUUUUCCAUGCUGCGUCAGACAGAAGCCCAUUCUUUAUGAUGAAUGAACUACCUAUUUGGUUUAAAAAUAGAGCAAACAGCCUUUUUCACCAAGUUGUUUUACCAACGUUAGGUCUUAUUGUUUUAUAAAAUACAUACACGGAUUAAUAUAUUCUAAGACCUUUUACAAAACGCCAAAACAUACGAUAAAAGGAAAUCCGUCGAAAAAAACAAUACAGCUCCUGUAUGUAGGCACCCUUUUUGAUUGUCUAUGAAAAAAUCUGUCAAAACUUGUCAAGUAAUUUACUGUAAUUUGAAUUUAGUGUUUGGCGCAGAAGAAGAUUUGCAUAUAUUUUGUUUUUAUUAGCAAAAAAUUUUGGGUAUUCCACUAAUCAUGAGUCCUUCAUUGUUGAAUUGAAUAUUUUCGUGAUUAAUUCGGUUCGAACAAACAAAGUGUAUACUUAUAUGUACUUACAUUAUAAAAUAAAAUGUUAUUCUAUUUCGUUAAAGAUAGCUCACUUACCAACUGCAGUAUCCAACGUGAAACAGCUACUCCUGGAUCUGACCACAGCACCAGGCGAUGUCCCGUCAGGCCAUUCCAUUCGCUCCUCCAUCGCUUUAGAAGCACUCUUUCUGAACUGCUCCAAGAAACUGUCUAUUUGCGUUUCUAAGCUUGUUGGAGAGCUAGCCAUCGUUUCCACCGAAACACCAAAAACAAACACUACACGCUAUCCCGCCGUAUUCAUUUGCGCUUUUAAUAUUCUCCACUGGUAUUUACUUCUACGCAAUAAUUUUAUAUAAUAAGGAGUUCCCAUAGCACCCUGUAGUAUAGCCGUUUUUCCAUUAUUUUAGACGGCAUUUGACGUCGAAUUCACCAGCGAAAAUAUUAACACCGCGAGCCGCAGCGGCAUUUAAAAGAAACUAUUCGAUAACUGAGACACAGGCGGGCGAGAGGGGUCGAGCCGGCUACCGCUACCGCGCACGCUGCUUGCAUUUGCUAGUGCUGCGCGAAGAGCGCGCGUGGUUCGUGUUAACAGAGGUGAUUGGAUCUGUCACGCACGACAUUACACCCGGCCUCAUAAUGUCAAAUAAAGCAUGGGUGACUCUGGCCACCAACGAUUCCUACGGCCUUGGGGCUUUGGUGCUGGCGCACUCAUUGCGCCGUGCUGGCUCCAUCUACCCUGCUGCGGUGCUCAUCACACCGUCAGUCACUGAGGCCAUGAGAGAGCGCCUUCGCGCGGUAUUUGCUGAGGUGGUGGUAGUGGACGUAUUGGACUCAAAGGACGCUGCGCACCUUGCACUGCUGCAGAGGCCUGAGCUGGGCAUCACCUUCACCAAAAUUCACUGCUGGGGUCUAACUCAGUAUGAGAAAUGCGUGUUCCUUGACGCCGACACAUUGGUAGUUCAAAAUUGUGACGAGUUGUUUGAAAGGGAAGAGUUGUCAGCGGCGCCUGAUGUAGGCUGGCCGGAUUGCUUCAACUCUGGUGUAUUCGUAUACAAGCCCUCGCAAGAGACCUUGGAACAGCUUAUCAAAUUCGCGCAAGAACGCGGCAGCUUCGAUGGUGGUGACCAAGGCCUCCUCAAUUCCUUCUUUUCCGACUGGGCACGUGGCGAUAUCAAUAAGCAUCUGCCAUUCCUGUACAAUGUUACAUCGGCAGCAUUCUAUUCUUAUAUUCCCGCUCUGAAACACUACGGACAAAACUUAAAGAUCAUCCAUUUUAUCGGUGCGACUAAGCCAUGGUUACAAAAGUUCAAUUGGGAAUCUCGCUCAGUAGAUGCACCUGAGCACCUUCGGGAAUUCCUACAACUCUGGUGGGACCUUUUCGUUGGACAAGUCCAUUCUGCGCUGGAUGUUACUAUGAGUGGAGUGGCCGGCAACUUGGCUCGAGUCGUUCCCGGUGCUGCCAGUUUCGAAGCUUUGGACGAGCUCACCCGUCGCCAAGGUUGGGAAGCGGGCAACAUCGACUAUAUGGGUGCUGAUUCAUUCGACAAUAUCUGGGCUAAGAUCUCGCAGACCCUUAGCAAACCUAGGGUGUCGCCGCCUAAACAACCGUCUCCGCCUAAAGAACCAUCGCCGCCUAAACAAUCUUCGCCACCUAAAGAACCAUCGCCACCUAAAGAACCAUCGCCGCCUAAACAACCUUCACCACCUAAAGAAGUACCUGUGGAGGUAGCACAAGAUGCGACUGUUAUUGAUGCGCCAGCAGUAGCUGAAGUAAAACCAGAAAGUGCACCGGCAGUAGUAAAAGAUGCUGCUCAGGUAGAGGUUACACCAGCGCCAGUCGAAGCUGCACCAGUGCCAGUAGAGGCGGCACCAGUGCCAGUUGUAACAAAACCGGCGCCAGUUAAAUCUGCACCAGCGCCAGUUGAAUCUGCAACGGUGCCAGUUAAAGCUGCAGCGCCAAUGGAAGUUGUACCAGCGCCCACUGAGGUAGCACCAGUUGAAGCUUCACCAGUGCCAGCUGGGGCAGCAACAGUAACAACUGAAGUAUCGACUACUACGGCACCAAAAUCCGUAGAGGCAGCUCCUACUCAAGUUAAAAAAGCGCCAGCUCCUGUUGAAGCAAUGAAAUCUGUCGAAAAAGCGCCAGUGGCUUCAAAGCCUGAACCAGUUCCUACUCCACUUGAAUCAGCACCAGCUCCUCAAAUAGAACCAGUCGUAGUUGCAAAAGCCCCAGAGGCUCCAAAGGCUCCAGAACCAGAAAUUCCUACCACAGUUAAAGCUGCAAGCGAAUCCAAACCGACUGAAAUCCCAGCCUCAGUUAAAGUGAUCGCUGCGGCCCCCCAGGAACCAAUAGAAAUACCCGCAGCAGUAGAAGCUAGCGCCGCAGGUGAGCCACCUAAAAAGGAGACUUCAAAGACUGCGCCCGCUUUACCGCUCACACCGCCGGAUUCACCGAAAUCCAAAGAAAAAGCCGCGCCAUUGAAAGCUGCGAAAGCAACAGCGAGUCCUGUUGCCCCCUUACCGGUGACAACUCCCGAGAAAUCCUCUGAAGCCACAGUUUGCUCUGACAGUCCGCCUUUAGCCAACACACCAUCCAAAGACGAAGCCCCCACGCUGCCCGCUGCCAAAUCGGAGGAGCGUCGCAAGGGUGGCGGGUGCAAGUUGCGGCUGAAGCCGAGCCCUGCCGCCCAGCCCCUGCCUACCCCCGACAGCGAAGUGGAAGACGCCGCCUCACUCGCCACCUCCAUCAUCGCCAGCGAGCUGCGAACUCCGACUGUCACCUCGCCCGCUUCCGAACUGGAAUCCACUUCCCCGCCGGCGCCGCUACAAUCGCAACGCCUCUCGGUCGACGAGCCUGAAGUGCCUACGCCCCCAGUAGGCUCUGUAUCGCUCUCACAAAUAGGCGUCAAAACACCCAAACCGAAAUCAAGCACCGCGGCACAAAUAGAAUCCUCAGUGACGGAGAAAGCGCCCAACGAACCCGCCACACCGACAGAAGCCGCUCCCAAGAAGAAAGUUAUAGUAAGGAGAGUGGUGAAAAAAGACAAGGAGGGUACGUCGUCUGCGGAGGCGCCAGUGCCGCCGCCGCGCAAAAAGGAGAAGAAGCCCAAAGAGUGAGCUCGCGGCUUGCUCCCAUAUAGUUCCUCUGUGCCAUAAUGUAGCCUUUUCUUAUCUUUAUGUUUAUAUAAUUUUCAAAUACUUAAAAAUAUGUUAUAUGCUUUUGUGUAUCGCGCAAUCUUUACGAUGUUAGACUUAAUAAAUCAUUUUACUCGUCAUCACACGUCCAUUAUAAAUUAUAAUUCAUUACCGUUAUAAAUUUUACACUCUUUUUUAUUUGUUACUAAAUUGUUUUGUAUUUACAACUAUUUAUUUUUUAAAAGUUAAAAUAUUAUAUUGGUUUUAAUUUGAAUUACCAAAGGAUUAAAACGUAUUUAUUGAAAGAAAGUUUUUUAUGUAAUUUUAUAUUAAAACAUAUUUUAAAUUAGCC